Molecule: messenger RNA, 6508 nt
Organism: Nycticebus coucang (slow loris)
Lineage: Eukaryota; Metazoa; Chordata; Mammalia; Primates; Lorisidae
Gene: HHIP
Product: hedgehog interacting protein
Exons: 13
Coding region: 135-2753 (872 amino acids)
Source: RefSeq, a predicted model, not a curated record
UCGCACCCCGGCCGCCCCCUCCCCUUCCCCCACCCCGGGCGGGGGCGCGCGAGCAGCGGUGACGUCAAGGGGCGCGCGGUGGCAGCACCUCCCCGCGCGCUAGUUAAAAAGAAGAAGAAAAGAGGGAGCGAAACAUGAGAGGCUGCGUGAGAAGCUGCAGCCGCCGGCAGAGGAGACCUCAGCAUCAUCUAGAGCCCAGCGCUGGCCCUGCCUCCGCCUGCCCCGCCGCCGCCAGAGCUCUUUCCGUUCCUGCUACUGUCCCACCUAAACAACUCCAGUUACACGGACAAGUGAACCUCUGUGACCGUCUUCUCCUCUUCCUCCUCUUCCAACUACUUCCCCUCCUCCCACCUCACAGACGCAGCAGAAAGCCCCUAACCCAACUGACAUUGGCACAGCUGCAAACGGUGUCAUCUGCACAACUUUAUCUCUCUCCUCCGGCUCCCCUAAGGCAUCGGACCCAUCGCCGCGUCUUUUACCUUUUGCAAAGUUGCAUCGCUCUACCUAUUUUCGCCCCCAGCCCCUCCCUCUGCCUCUCCGGUGCCCUGCAGCCCGGCAGCCUCCUCCUGGAGCUGCGCCCUAGUGCCCCUGCUGGGCAGUGGUGUCCCCCCCAUCCUCGCGCGCCCAGCCCCUGCCGCUCGGGGCAGACGAUGCUGAAGAUGCUCUCCUUCAAGCUGCUGCUGCUGGCCGUGGCUCUGGGCUUCUUUGAAGGAGAUGCUAAGUUUGGGGAAAGAGGCGAAGGGAGCGGAGCGAGGAGGAGAAGGUGCCUGAAUGGGAACCCCCCGAAGCGCCUGAAAAGGAGAGACAGGCGGAUGAUGUCCCAGCUGGAGCUGCUGAGUGGGGGAGAGAUGCUGUGCGGUGGCUUCUACCCUCGGCUGUCUUGCUGCCUGCUGAGUGACAGCCCAGGGCUGGGACGCCUGGAGAACAAGAUAUUUUCUGUUACCAACAACACAGAAUGUGGGAAGUUACUGGAGGAAAUCAAGUGUGCACUUUGCUCUCCACAUUCUCAAAGCCUGUUCCACUCACCUGAGAGAGAAGUCUUGGAAAGAGACCUAGUCCUUCCCCUGCUCUGCAAAGACUACUGCAAAGAAUUCUUUUAUACCUGCCGAAGCCAUAUUCCAGGUUUCCUUCAAACAACUGCUGAUGAGUUUUGCUUUUACUAUGCAAGAAAGGAUGGUGGAUUGUGCUUCCCAGAUUUUCCAAGAAAACAAGUCAGAGGACCAGCAUCGAACUACUUGGACCAGAUGGAAGAAUAUGAGAAAGUGGAAGACAUCAGCAGAAAGCACAAACACAACUGCUUCUGUAUUCAGGAGGUUGUGAGUGGGCUGCGGCAGCCUGUUGGUGCCCUGCACAGUGGGGAUGGCUCACACCGGCUCUUCAUUCUGGAAAAAGAAGGCUACGUGAAGAUACUUACCCCCGAAGGAGAAAUUUUCAAGGAGCCUUAUUUGGACAUUCACAAACUUGUUCAAAGUGGAAUAAAGGGGGGAGAUGAAAGAGGACUGCUAAGCCUUGCAUUCCAUCCCAAUUACAAGAAAAAUGGAAAGCUGUAUGUGUCUUAUACCACCAACCAAGAGCGGUGGGCUAUCGGGCCUCACGACCACAUUCUUAGGGUCGUGGAAUACACAGUAUCCAGGAAAAACCCCCAUCAAGUUGACCUCAGAACAGCCAGAGUAUUUCUUGAAGUUGCAGAACUCCACAGAAAGCAUCUGGGAGGGCAACUGCUCUUUGGCCCCGACGACUUUUUGUACAUCAUCCUCGGCGAUGGGAUGAUCACGCUGGAUGAUAUGGAAGAAAUGGACGGUUUAAGUGAUUUCACGGGCUCAGUACUGCGGCUGGAUGUGGACACGGACAUGUGCAAUGUGCCCUACUCCAUACCCAGGAGCAACCCACACUUCAACAGUACCAACCAGCCCCCCGAAGUGUUUGUUCACGGGCUCCAUGAUCCAGGCAGAUGUGCUGUGGAUCGACAUCCCACUGACAUAAACAUCAAUUUAACAAUACUUUGUUCAGAUUCCAAUGGAAAAAACAGAUCAUCAGCCAGAAUCCUACAGAUAAUAAAGGGGAAAGAUUAUGAAAGUGAGCCAUCACUUUUAGAAUUCAAACCAUUCAGUAAUGGUCCUUUGGUUGGUGGAUUUGUUUACCGAGGCUGCCAGUCUGAAAGACUAUAUGGAAGCUAUGUGUUCGGAGAUCGCAAUGGGAAUUUUUUAACUCUCCAGCAAAGUCCCGGGACCAAGCAAUGGCAAGAAAAACCACUGUGUCUCAGCACUAGCGGCUCCUGUAGAGGCUACUUUUCUGGCCACAUUUUGGGAUUUGGAGAAGAUGAAUUAGGUGAAGUUUACAUUUUAUCAAGCAGCAAAAGUAUGACCCAGAGUCACAAUGGAAAACUCUACAAAAUUGUAGAUCCCAAAAGACCUUUAGUGCCUGAGGAGUGCAGAGCCACUGUGCAGCCUGCCCAGAUGCUGACCUCAGAGUGCGCCCGGCUCUGUCGGAAUGGCUACUGUACCCCCACUGGAAAGUGCUGCUGCAGCCCAGGCUGGGAGGGGGACUUCUGCAGAAUCGCAAAAUGUGAGCCCACAUGUCGUCAUGGAGGUGUCUGUGUCAGACCGAACAAGUGCCUCUGUAAGAAAGGAUAUCUUGGUCCUCAGUGUGAACAGGUGGACAGAAACAUCCGCAGAGUGACCAGGGCAGGUAUUCUUGAUCAGAUCAUUGACAUGACAUCUUAUUUGCUGGAUCUAACAAGUUACAUUGUAUAGUUUCUGGGACUGUUUUGAGUAUUCCUUUCCAGUGGGCAUUUAUUUUUUAUCCUGUCAUUUUAAAAAAAAGAGAGAGAGACUGUCAUCCUGCUACAUACUCCUGUGAUUUCAUUCUCUUUUAUUAAUUUAAAAAUAAUUUCCAAAAAUGUGGAAAUCCUCUGUGUGUGUGUUGGCACAUUUGUUCACAUAUGCACGUACACAUACACUCAUAACCCCUACACGUGUGGUUACAUAACAGAUGGGUUUUAAAUAUAUAUACUUCCUUGUACAGAGUAAUUUACACAAAAUUCCAUUGUAAAUUGAUAACGGAAUUUUUAUGUCACCAGAAGAGAUGAUUUGACUUCCUAGGAAUUUUCUGUCUGUAAUCACUGAAGUCAACUUUAAUGGAGUUUGAAACGCUGUGCAAUCUGAUCUAAGAAAAAAGGCAAUAUUUUUAUAUUAAAGGAUAUACGAUGAGAGAAUGUUUCAGAACUCCCCAAGGACUUUCUAAGUGAGCAACACGAUAUAAAAUUGUAAUCUUCAUUUUUAUCGGUGUAUCCAAUUACUGAAUGUUACGCACUUACCUUUCUUGUUGGCAGAGAAAUCUGGUUACUUCACCUUAAUCUCAAGAUUGUUUUCAAGUGUGUUAUAAUUAAAUCAUAACAGCAUGUUUUAAAAUCAAUCUUCCUAAAAGGUCUGCUUUUAUUGUAUAUUUGAUUUAACAAUAGGCACUGGGUUUGUGUUAUCUAUUUAUAUUUUUUAUUUUAUUUUUAUAAUAUAGACAUCACCUAGAUGAAACACCUUUACCCUGUCCUGUAAAAUACUAAAGUUACAUUUUUCACCAUCUUAAUUGGAAAGAAGGGGAGUGAGAAAGCAAACAGUCUUUAAUGUGCUGUGGAUCUAAUCUAGCAAUGUAUCCUUGUGCCAACAUGUAAUCAUUAACGACGGACGAAAAAGCAAGAAAACAGCCAAUCUUUAUAAAAUUCCAGCAUUAAACAUUUGUAAAAUGCUUUUCACCAUAGCAAGACUGUCAGAGUAUAUGUGAUUAGAAUGUUGCAGAUCUCCACUGAAUCGAACCUCUCUGAAGAGCUCACUCGUUUUUAACAAAUCUUGGCUCUGUAAGCUGUCACUUGUACAAAUUUUUAAUAUAAUAAUUCUUGCCAAAUAUGCCUUUUAAUGUAUAUGUUCCUUCCAAACUCAAUGAAAAUCCUCUUUGGUUAAUGUAUCAAUAAAUUUUUUGUACAUGUUUUGUUCAGGUUUUUAAAGAAAUGACAUGUUCUAACUUAAAACUGCUAAUAGUUUAGUAGACAUUUUUCUUAAAGGUUUUUGAGGCCAGCUCUUCCUGUUUGGAAUUUAACAAAACUAUAAGGCCUCUUUGCACUACUGAAAAAACACAUCUUCUCAUGACAAGUACAUACCAUUAUCAUUGUCUUUCUUCUGUAAACAUUUGAUCCUCUAAAAUCUAAAUUAUAGAGCAGUAUAAAUCAUGCAGCACCAGCUGACUUUCCAAACCUGCUCCUUACCUUUAGGAACAUGAGCCUCAAUUAAAAAAAAAAAAAAAACUUGCAGCUAGUAGUUCUCUAUUGUUUUAAAGUGAGAGAUUUGCAAUUAAAGCCCAGUGAGCAUUUAUAUAGAAACCACAAUGUAGAAAGAUUGGUUAAGUACACUGCUCUUGUCUUCCAUAUAUGAUUACUUAAGUUUCAAGUGACCUCAUGCCAAAUGGAAAUGGGUUGAGAAAUCUUGGUUCAGUGCUUAGUGAACAAUAGCCUGCAUUAAAAAGUGCAUGCAUAAUUUUGCACAAUUUAGAUUCAAUUGACAGUCUAUUCAAAGAAGUCUCAGGAUUAAAUGAGCAUGGAGACCAAAUUGCCCUCUUAUCCCAGAAAAGGGGUGGUCCCUUCUAGUCACACUAACACUUCAUUGGCCCAACAGUGUGACAAAUCUUGCAAUGAACCAUGAGUUGCCUGCAUCUGUAGGUUAAUAGCAAUCUUUUGUCUCCAUUGCUUUCUCUGCUUAGCCCUUUUACUGAAUUCCAUCACAGAAAGUUUUACAAUUUAAAAAAAAAAAAAAAGUCCUGACAACCAUUUUUGUUAAUGGACCUUACCAUCUAAUAGUCCCUUAUUCAACAUGGGUGACAUUAACAAAAUGUGAACUUCUUGUGAGGGAGCCAGCUGUCUAAAUCUGUCAAAUCGUGCAGUUUUUAUUACACAUUCUCCCAUUCCUAGUUUCACUGAAAACAAUAAGGAUGCUGCUCCAUAUUUAGCAAGACCUGAAAUAUCAGAAGUUUCUUCUUAUACAUUUAAUUUUUCCAACUCUUCCCCAAAAGAAAAAAAAAAUACAUUCUAUUGCCUUUAGUUCUACUGUUUAAAAAUAUCUAAAUUGACCAGAUCCAGAUUUUUUAAUCCAGCUUUUUUUCCCAAGUGAAAGACUCUCAAGUGACUUAGAAAAACAUAUGUGCCCCAGGUGUCAUUGCCUUUUCUAUUGUGAGUCCUUAGAAUAAAAGACCAAGUUCUUCUCAAAAGAAGAUACCAAGAGCCAUGGAUAUUAAACCCAAGCAAAGUAAAUAAAGUCAUUGGAGUCAUUUCUUUUUGUUUUUAGGAAGAAAGUAGAUAGCGCUGGUUAAUUGAUGGCUACAUAUUUUAAACUAAGUGGUUGACUGAAAAACUCUCUUUGACCUUUUCUUUUAAGUAGAUGUUUUAAAUGCGUGACUGUAGAAUUAUCUUCCGUGAUUCAUGAUGGGAGGCAGGUAGGAGUGGGUUAAGAAGUAUGAGCUAGGGAAAAAGUUAUUGCUUCAUUACAUGAAAGCCAACAUCUACUCAGUUCAUAAAGCACACACACAGUCUAAAAUGGAAGAAAAAUGUCCUCGGUAAGAACACUGAUGGGUAAGAUAAAGAUGAAAUAAAAAACUAGAAAAAUGUCUAUUAUUAUUCCCUGUUCAUUCUCAAGCUUAAGCUUUGGGUGUCAGUUGAAUGUGAAGUGAAAUAGUUAAAAAUAACCUUUCUACCACUGUUUCUGCCACAUUCUUGUCAUGGUUCAUAGAACCUUGUUUUCUUGAUAGUUAUUUGAGAUAAUAGGGAAACUGAAUUGGCAGAUUGUGAAAGUGAAAAAAAGGAAAGAUUUCAGAAACUUGAGUGAUGGCAAAAAACUACUUCCAUCCAUGCUUUUUCUUCUUGGAAUUUUAUUUCAAUGUAACUAUUGUAAAAUAUCUUUUAUUUUAUCACAAAGAAUACUAAGAAGUUUUCUCAGAUUAAUGAGCAAUCACAUAAAGAGCCAAAAACCUACCCAGACCAGCAGAUACAAACAGCCUAAAUAGAGAAUUGUUCUCUUUGUCAUUUACUUGCCUCAAAACAGUUAUUUCUUCCCUCUUUAUUCCUUUGACAUUAAUUACAUAACAAUGUACUAACAAUUUUUUUUUUGCAGUUUUUGGCCAGGGCUGGGUUCGAACCCACCACCUCUGGCAUAUGGAGCUGGCACCUUACUCCUUUGAGCCACAGGCGCCGCCCUGUACUAACAAUUUUUAAUCCACCUGCUUUUGACCUUGUUUUUAAUCUCUGAAUCAUAAAACAAGCCUAGUAGGUGUAAAAUACAAGGUUAGAUGCUGUAUGUAGGGUCUUUCAAAGUACACAUUAAAAUUUUAUUAGUCGAACAUUCUGUUAAGUCUCUUAACUUUGAAAUAUGAAAGAGAGUUUCUUGUACCUUCAAUGAAUCCCCAACAAUAAAAAAGAAAAAGAAAUAUGAAAGAAAAACCAAACCCAGAUUUUUUUUUUUUUUUUUUUGUA